Macrosiphum euphorbiae (potato aphid) is the source of this 216-nucleotide messenger RNA. NCBI's taxonomy places the organism in Eukaryota, Metazoa, Arthropoda, Insecta, Hemiptera, Aphididae. The record is from the annotation of a GenBank genome assembly.
AUGAUACCCAAAGGGACUUUUAUAAAAAGAGAAUCUACGGACGUUCCACAGAAAAAAAAGUCAUUUGAUUUACAUAAAGUUUCCAGUCGAAGGGUAAAAGUAUUUACAUUAUCACCAAAAUCGCCUACUUCAUCUUUAAAUAUAAUUUUGGGCGUCAAUCGAGCUGAAACUUUAGAUGGAUGUUUAGAAAAUAUAGCCUAUGUAAAAUCGAGCUAA